AUGGCGACGCAGGCACUGCGCAACAAGGCAGCGGUUAUGUCAGUGUGUUUUGUGAAGGAAGCUAAACACAUGAUCUUUGAAGGUAACAUGUCUCCUUCAUUAAAGGGCGGUGGAGAAGUGUCCUGACAUUUUUGUUUGGCCAUAAUCAUUUGCUGUCCAAAUAUCCCCAUAACAUCCCUUGUUGUGAACAGACAAAAUUUUUCUUUCCCGGUGGGUCAAAAUAAUGAAAGAUCAAAAAGCAUCAAGCAUUCAUCUUUCCACCUCACUAAAGAAGCAGAUUAGUGCUUUUAGCAACCGAAAGUGACAUCAUACAUCAGUCAAGCAAGAGUAUACAAAAUUGUGAUGAGUGCUUACUCCCUCUCCCGCUCUCAUUUCUCCAUAUUUUUCUUCUUCGCCAAAUUUUCUUUUCUACAUUAAGCCCAAUGAAUUGUUUGGAGAGCUUCAUAUUUAAGUGAAGCAUUGUGCACCCUCUAUCCCAGGGCCUCCCGUCUCUUCUCUCCCGGUGGAAGUAGAGAAAAGAGACCCUGGGAACGAGGUUAUCAAUUGUGUUGGUAUAUUUCAAGGUUGCCUAAGUGAUGACGACGGUGUCACCUUGGUACCGUACUAUGGAAAUCAUCACCCCACUCAUGAUAGUCUGGCUUUGUACGUACCGAUGUUGGCGAACCCGAAGUCUGGACUGCGCAGAAUCGGAGCGGCAUACACGCGACAUGAGUUCCUGAGCUUCGCAGAGAGAUUUCAUACUCAAGUGCAGGUAUUACGAUUAUCGGAUCAGUAAGAGAUAAACUGCCCACCACUCCCCUCCCCUAACUUUUCAUUUCCGGGAAAAUGUCGGCGCUUUGCUCAGGCGUCAUGUAUUUGCUUCGAGAUUUGAUUGGCUCGUUUGAUUGUCUCACAAGCGCCCUGAUUGAGCAAUGUAAUUACGUUGGUUUCAAAUCAAAAUUGCUCUAAGGCGAAAUGUAUUGUGGGUCAAACUUUAAGAGUCAAUGAAUGAAAUCAUAUGGAACACUUUUAGAUGAAAAGUACUUUGUUUUCUAAGAAAUGUCACAAAACGAAUAUAGAGCUUGGUCUUGAAUUUGAAUGGGAAAACGAUUCUUUAAGCUGUCAAUAAUCUCGUUUUUUUAAAUCAUUUCUUUUUAGGUAAUUGAGAGGGAUUUUGUGCCUACAAUUCAUGGUGAAAUGGAAUUUGCCAUUCAUUUUGGGCGUCUAUACGUGUUGAACGUUCCAAAGUCCUUUACAGAGGACACCGAAGCGCCGAGCGUGCGUAUGUUUCAGACAAAUCUCACGCGAGGCUACAAACCACGCCCAAGUGUCUUGUCCGCCCCUCGAAACGUUAGAAAAUAUGGCAGAUCGCGCGUCAUCUGUACUGGGGGAAAAUUAAAAACUCGAUUACACAGGAUGCGAAAGGGAAUCGAAGUAACGAAGGACGGAAAGAAAAUUCCUAAAGAAAAAGCAUCCCGAAGUUCCUUCUUUACUGUCGUUUCAUCGCAAGAGAAAGUUGACCGUUUCUUGUCCCAGCGUGGCUUUUCAGUUCACGCGGAAUCUGCAGAGAAGUACUCGGUUGAAAUUCACACCGAUCACGAGUUUUUAGUGAUAACGGACAAAGCUUUUAACUUUCUCGAGAUUAGGUUGCCAAAGUUACGAUGGUGUGCGGUAGAUGUUAAGAGGGCAUGGAAGGAAAACCCUGAGGAACAUGACAUGACCGAUUUGGACGGAGUUGAGACUGAUGUGCGUUUUGUUCUGCAGGUACUGAAUAAAUGAACUGUAGUUUCCUUUUAUUGUUGUUGCCAUUUAAGAGUUUGUUUAAAAUGGGUACUACAAAUUACUGUAAAGUAUUCUUCCCAGUAACUGUCUAAAAAAACAUGUCAGUUAGACUGUGACAGCUGGUCUACGCACUCCCCCCCACUCUUUUUGAAAAAUAUAAUGGGUUUCUUUCACGUACCCUUCUAAUAAUUGAUACUCAUGUAUGGAUGGAGGCAUGGCCCCCAAUCUAAUGUCACCAUCCAAAGCUUAAAGACGCGAUCGUUUGAACUGCUGGAAUGAAGCAAGGCCUGAAUCAGAACCACACAAAUGGAGCAGCCAGCAUAACAAUCUUACCGAAUUAUUUACAGACAUUGGUUACUGGUACGGUGAGGGUCUGAACUCGCGGCCUUUCGCUCAGCAGACUGACACUCUCCCAACCAAGAUAACUGGGAGGCGGUUCAGUAGUUUUCAUUUGAAUCGUCACGCUUUAGCAUUUUGUCUGUAGACGCAAACUUAAAGUUAGAACCACCUUGUAGAGCAUAAUAAACAACAUCACAGAAAAGUAUUGCUCAAUAGCUUUCAUUUGAAUGGUCACACUUUAGGAUUUCAUCCACAGAUUUAAAAGUUUGAACCACUUUGUAGAGCAUAAUAAACAGGAUCACAGGAAAAUACUGCUCAGUAGCUUUCAUUUGAAUCAGGGUCACACUACAGGAUUUCAUCCACAAAGUCAAAGUUACAACUAUCUUGUGUAGCAUAACAAACUGUACUACAACAAAGUACUGCUCGGUAGCUUCCAUUUUUAAGGAUCUCAUUCACACACUCAAAAAUAGAACCACCAUGUACACCUGGUGUACAUCACAAUAAACAGUACCACAAAAGAGUACUUUCAUUUGACUAGUCACACUUAAGGAUUCCAACGACAGACUGAAAAGUAAGAAUCGGUUAGAACCUUAUAAACAGCACCGCAGAAAUUCAUUUCCGAGGUAACACCUUCGCAUUUCAUCCACAGAUUGACCAAAAAGUUAAAACCGCCUUAAUGAGCGUGUAGUCUCCGAAGUUCGACAUAAAGCCCCUGAACCUUCUUGUCCCCUUCUGCUGAUCUUUUUCAUGAUAGGCCGUUUUACUUUUACUGCAGACCCGUCGUUCUUUGCGCCCAGAUGACAUCCGGGGAUCUAAUUAUGAGCAGUACCGGGAUGUAUUGCAGCCUCAACCUCAUCGGCAAUCCACCCGGAGUCCAUUCGUAGUGAAACCGGAAAUUUGGAAGGAGGUAGCUAUGAUUCGCCACAAGAAAUCCCGGAUAUAUCGGGUCAAGGAUUCCACGUGCACUGUAAGCGAGUUUAGGAAAUCACUCAGUGUCAGUGUGAACGAGGUCACUGAGUAUUCUCGCCCCACUAAGCACGCCUCUGCCUUUAGCAAAGUGUUCACACGGUGUGAAGUUGCUGUCAAAGCCGGUUUACCUACUACUUGGAGCAACAAGGAGUCGCUGGAACAGUUGUUGAGGGACAUUUGGGCGUUCGGGUUUGCUUUCGCCUCUCACAUGUCCGAUUAG
Molecule: messenger RNA, 3289 nt
Organism: Porites lobata
Lineage: Eukaryota; Metazoa; Cnidaria; Anthozoa; Scleractinia; Poritidae
Source: the annotation of a GenBank genome assembly